Molecule: messenger RNA, 1888 nt
Organism: Zea mays
Lineage: Eukaryota; Viridiplantae; Streptophyta; Magnoliopsida; Poales; Poaceae
Product: RNA-binding protein 38
Exons: 8
Coding region: 450-1304 (284 amino acids)
Molecular function (GO): RNA binding
Source: RefSeq, a predicted model, not a curated record
ACACAUUUUACAACAAGCAGUCCGGCCAGACAGGGCAAUGAGAUGGGCCCACGUUCCACUUACCCAUUUCUCCUCCAGCUCUCCCCAUCCCCUCCUCCCUCCCGUCCGGCCGUUGGCCUCUACUAGUAGUCUCUCGCGCGCUCGUUGCUAGGCAGUUGGCAAAGCAGUCCUUACCAACUGCCCUUCCCCACCCCGCUCCCGCGUAAUCCAACCGCUAAUAAUAACCGCUGCUCUGAUUAGCGCAAUCUCCACCGCUAUAAUUACGCUCCCGCCUGCGCGCGCGGGCCUAUCAGCCCUAGCUAGCUACCCAGCCGCCUCCGCUGCUCGCCUCCUCACUUGCGCGUGUCGUGUCGUGUCGUGUUGCGCUAAGUCAGCUGCUUGCUACUAGGGUUAGGGUUUGCGGCUGCGCGCUCGCGUGCGUGCAUGCGCGUGGGUUGGCCGCGGCAGGGAUGACGCCGCAGCGGUCGCCGAUGGGUACCGGAGGAGGAGGAAGUAGCGGCGGAGGCGGCGGGGGACCGCCGGCGCUACACUACCUGAGCGGCCCGUACGGAGACACCACCUUUACCAAGGUUUUCGUGGGCGGCCUUGCCUGGGAGACGCGAAGCGAGGGCCUUCGCGCGCACUUUGAGGUCUAUGGGGACAUCCUCGAGGCCGUUGUCAUCACCGACCGCGCCACGGGCCGCUCCAAGGGCUACGGAUUCGUAACCUUCCGGGACCCAGAGUCAGCGAGGAUGGCCUGCAUGGACCCAUACCCAGUGAUCGACGGCCGGCGUGCUAAUUGCAACCUUGCCAUCUUAGGGCGGCCUGGUCCAGCUGUGCCUUUUGUAGCACCUACAAGGCCGGUCAUCCCAUACAAUGGAGGUGUGGCGGUUCCAGGGGGCAUGUAUGUGCAAAGCCCAACAUAUCAGCAAUCCCCUUACAACUACUCACAGGCCUUUGUAUAUCCUUAUGGGCCAUCAGCAUAUGGACCAGAAUACCUAUAUCAGCAGAAUGCAUACGGUCCAUAUGUUGGACAACAGUACGUGCCGGUUUACGGUGGCCCAAGGACAGUAGGCCCAGCAGUCUACCCAUAUGGGCAGUUUGGCCAACCUGUACCAAGCGAUCAUGCUUAUUCUCCUGGUUAUGCCCCAAGUCAUGUUCUCCCACUGUCGAAUCAGAAUGUUAGUGCUGCAAAUGUUGUGCGCAUACCACCAGUUCAGCAACAACUUCCUCCAGGAGCUCCACGCCCUCAGCAACAGCUUUUGGUCCCUGCCCGUGCACCACCGUUCCCGCAGAACAACAUUUCUGAACAAGCGACAGGUUGACAAGGACGCCAGAAAGUGACGAAUUUUAGGCAUCCUAUAGUCUGCAGCAGGACUAAGAAAAGCCAUACCGCUAAAUUGGGCGGCAUGCUUUUUUUUCUUGCAAAUUGUUUUCUUUUGCACUCUAAAGGUUGUCGUUAUCCAUGGUUACCCGAACUUCUUAUAAUGUGAGUGUCUGAAGAUGAAGCCCCUCUUGCUCAGCUUCUGUCAGUGUGUGUGUACAUUCCCCAUCUCCUGCCAGAAAUUCUGAUAGCUGGUGGUCUGUGCAUGGACCAAAGUGGAUGGCCGGAAAUGGAGUCCGGCCUCCAACCUGUGUAUAAUAAUAUAGGUCAUGCAGUAGGUCCAAAUCGUAGAACAUUCUUUCAAAACAUCUGGUUGUGUAUAUUAAUUCUCUUCUUCGCACCUUCUCAGUACCUCCAGUGCAUGUUCCCAUGUCUCAUUAGAGCAUAGGUAUUUCAGUGUCACUGUGUCGUCGUCAGCGAGUCAUGUACAUUAUUAUCCUGAAACUGUAAACUAUAUAUCACCUAUGUCAACUGUAAUCAAAUAAUGACAGCCCUACCUUGGGAAAGAAUGUGAUUUGUUGCAAA